Messenger RNA from Colius striatus (speckled mousebird), 768 nucleotides. It is a transcript of the gene SPACA9, whose product is annotated as sperm acrosome associated 9. Lineage: Eukaryota; Metazoa; Chordata; Aves; Coliiformes; Coliidae. Bases 1 to 732 code for a protein of 243 amino acids. Gene Ontology annotation, cellular component: ciliary base; sperm flagellum; acrosomal vesicle. The record is from RefSeq and is a predicted model, not a curated record. The transcript is spliced from 3 exons.
AUGGAUGAGGUAAAGGAGGCUCUGAGACACAUAGAGCAGAACUACAAGCUCUUCCUGCAGCAGCAGUUUACAUUCAUCAGAGCACUGCAACACACCCGAGAGAAUGCGUACGACACAAUCAGACCUGUGGCCAGCAUCAGUCAGGUACAGUCCUACAUGGACCAUUACUGUAACAAUUCCACAGACUGGCGUAUCCUCAACAUGUUCCUAAACAUCUGCAAUGAUCUAAGCAAGCUCUGCCACAAGCUGGAAACCAUCUAUUCUAGUGACAACAUAACCAAUAGCAUUUUGGAGAGAUGUAAGCUGCUCCUUAGCCACAGCAAUGAUCUGAGCAGCAUCCGAGCUAGAUAUCCCCAUGAUACUGUGAAUCACCUGAGCUGUGAUGAAGCAAAGAAUCAUUAUGGAGGUGUGGUGAGCCUCAUCCCUAUCGUUCUAGACUGCAUGAAGGAAUGGGUAGCCCACACUGAGAAGCUGCCACAGCAAGUGCUAUAUAAUGUGAGUGGUGGAAGUGCUGUCUCUGAGAAGAGGGCACCCCAGGAUACACCAGCUAACACACCCAUUUUCCACAUCCCAUCUUCUGUGCAACUUGAACCUCAGACCUCAAUUAGGAACAAAGAUAACGUACCAGUGCAGGGGAGUAAGCGUGUCUGGAAGAAGCACCUCAAUGGCACAGAAAAUCACAGGGGGAAAUGUAAAGGUCCCUGGAAGCCACCGGGGAGACAUGCCUUUUAAAGGAUCAAAGUUCUUACAUCUUCUGCUCACCACCUU